UGUACCCCAGGUAAAACAGGAGCCCUGUGGUGGCAACUGAGAGAAACAGAUGGGACUGUCGGAGAACAAGGACAGUCACAUAUCGUACAGGAAGCUCUGCCGCUCCCAAAACAUACCAGAAAAAAGCAUUCCCUCACAUGAGCCAAAGAAGGGUACGGAGCCUCAUCGGGGGGCUCCCCCCCAAAAUAAACCCAGCAAGGCUUGGAAUGAAGCCAAGAAAUGAAAGCAUUAAAAGGACAAAAAUCAUAUGAGGACAAAUCAUUUAUGCGUAUGCCAGUUGCUGGACAAAGGCCAUUUAACAAGCUUUAUCAAAUAGAAGAGCAAAUCAGAAUAAAAGAUGAAAUAGAAGAACAAACUCCUUGUUGGUUGAUGAGGAAUUACAGUUUUGCGCCCAUCUGAAGGGCCGGACCCUUUGUACUACCAGCCGAACUUCAACAACCCUCUGAGACAAGGCAGCGGGUGUCAGCUGUCCGACAACACAAGCAGCAAACCCCACGCUGUCGGGAGAGUAAAUGAGUUGGCCAAGGGCAGGCAGCAAACUCCCCACCUCGGCACCGUGCCUGUGCCCCGGCCCGAGGCAGGUUCUGCCUCUUGAGAGCACCCACGAGAAAAGCUCCUUUCCCGGGAGUCGGAAGGAAACUGGGCAGCGUAAAGGCAAGUUAAUUGCUUUAACGCACACCCGAGCUAUCGCAAGGAGCGCAUCGGUUCGGGUCCCGCUCCAGAAAAAGCUGUAAUUACAGGGAAAAAGAUAAAAGACCUUUCUAGGAGGAGAUGCAGAGAGGAAGCGAGCAACAAGUGCCGGCGCUGGCUCUGCGGCUCCAGCCGCCCCCCCCCGCACCCGCGUAACACGAAACUCCCCAUCGCCGGGACAACCAGUAACAAAAAAAGGCCGAGACACCAGCUGGCUGUCAGCCGCGGAGCCGAGAGGAGCCGAGAGGAGCGAGGGAGAGGCGAGCCAGGGUGAGGGGAGAGAUGACGUGAAAGUUUAAGAAGACAGAAAGGAAACCCAAGAGGAGCGGAGUUUGCGGCGCGGCUGGGCAUAAAGCCUGGAGAGCUUGAGCCGGAAUGUCUUCCGAAGGCUUUCUGAAGGAAAUGCAAACCAUUGGUGAGAAGUUUCUCCUUAAGCUGCAGAGACUGCCCAAGGCUGACCCGGUGGAGAUUGUGUCCUUUUGUGUGGUUCUUCUGUUUAUCGUUACUGUUCUGCUGCUCAUGAUCAUUGCCUGCAGUUGCUGCUGCUACAGCUGCUGUAGCUGCGACGGACGUCCUGACCAUAGACGUAGGAAGAUCCAAGUCCGCCCAAUUGCCCAUUCAUGAAGUGCAACAAAAGGUGACACAACUUACUCUCGGGGACAUGCAUGGACACCAUGAUUCAGACCCAUGGGAAUGACUUUCAACACUAGCUUGCUGAAAAUGGCAAUAACAAUAUUAAUUAAUAUGACUCAGUGGACCAGAAGCCACAGCACGCAAUUCCUUCUUUCUGUGACAGCCACUGCUGGGCUCCGUGGCGUGAUCAGAAAGGUAACGCUACUUUACCAUCACUGCCUCCCUCUUCUGG
Molecule: messenger RNA, 1555 nt
Organism: Phalacrocorax carbo (great cormorant)
Lineage: Eukaryota; Metazoa; Chordata; Aves; Suliformes; Phalacrocoracidae
Source: RefSeq, a predicted model, not a curated record